UUCUUUUUUUUAUUGAGAGAAAACUCUUUUAUAGAACUGUAUUAUAAACUAAUAUUCCACAGCUUUGAAUCACAUUACAAUUGUAUUUACAAGGUCAUUAUGUUGGCAAAACUGAAAUUUCCAGUUUAUAAAAAAUAAUUCGUUGCGGAUGGUUCAGGCAUUAAAUCAAAAAGCUUCCGUUCGCGCUACGCGGCACACAAAAUGGCGUAACGAAUACACAUCAGUUAUCGUCAGUUACCGUACUUUAUUAUCGAAAAUGUGCCUUCUUUCACUGGAUUAAAGUCUAAAUACAUUCUUGGUAGAAAAUUUGGAAAUAGUUAACGGUACUGGUCAUUAGUAUGAGGAUUUUAAUCAUUUUACUAUGCCUAGUUACUUCAAUUACAUCACAAAACGGUAACGACAUUGUGGACAAGCUAGUCAGCGCGCUGAAAACAAAUGAUUACAUAUCAAAAGAAAUCGAUCCAGCUCAUUUAGGUGGAUACGAAUCCGAUAAUUUCAAGGCUACUAAUAUAGUUGUAAAAGGUCUGAUAAACAUGAAUAGAAUGGGAAAUUCUAGUUGGAAAAUCGAUGAUAGUUAUGAAAGUAUUAAUUUGAAUGCAAACUUAAUGGCGAAUGACCUUAAAAUUUUAUUAGAUUACAAUUUUAAAUUGCUGCUUGUCCCGUUCUCCGGAAUUAUGAGAUUUAAUGUGGAGCAGAUAGUUGCCGAAAUUAUUUUAAGCACCAACAUACGUCCUAUACAACCCAGAUUAGAUUUAUUCAGUAUUAACGAUGUUCAAGGUUUGAAAAUUGAGGAAAUAACUGGAUUUAAACCUUUAAAUUGGUUCGCAAAAUUUGUUAUGGAUCGUGUUGUGCAUAGACUUAUUCCAAGAGUAAAGACUGUCGUUAACGAGAAAGUUACCGUUAUCAUUAAUGAUAAUUUACCACUGCUUACCGAGGUUGUAAAGAGUGUCAUGUAA
Messenger RNA from Centruroides sculpturatus (bark scorpion), 956 nucleotides. RefSeq lists its product as uncharacterized. Lineage: Eukaryota; Metazoa; Arthropoda; Arachnida; Scorpiones; Buthidae. Bases 339 to 956 code for a protein of 205 amino acids. The record is from RefSeq and is a predicted model, not a curated record. The transcript has 3 exons.